Messenger RNA from Symbiodinium sp. CCMP2456, 1731 nucleotides. The record is from the annotation of a GenBank genome assembly. NCBI's taxonomy places the organism in Eukaryota, Dinophyceae, Suessiales, Symbiodiniaceae.
AUGGACAAUGUGCAUCCUGCUUACCUUUCAGCUACUCAAAGAGCCGCUGUCGCCAGUGCGAGUGCCUCGCCAAGGUACUUGCAGCAGCCUUUCGAAGACAACUACGUCGACGAUUCCUUUCUCAACUCCCUUGUCUUGAACGCCCAUGUUACCCGCUACGAGCUGCAAGAGCUUUGUUGCAGUACCACGUCAAUAAUCCGGCAAUUAUGCUUGGUCGUGAUCUUCGUCAAUGUUUGGUGGAAGGCUCAGCUGGAGUACGACUUCCGUUGGCUUUUUGCAGUCGGAGGGUUGCUCUUUUGUUGCCAUCUCUGGCUCUGCGUCAGCAUUCGGCCUUUCACCGGCGUCCUGAAAGUUUUGCAGGCUUGCGCUAUCGUCUUCCCACUUGGAGUUCUGGCUCCUUUGCUUCAAGCCUUAACGCGAAGCUGGAGCGAUGACACCAUUGGCGUCUUUGCCUGUGGCUUGCUCCUGCUGCAUGUCAUACUGUACGAUUACAGUGAUGGGUCGUCAGCAUCGGUUUGGUCCUGCCAGCAGGAGCUGUUCCUACCUGGUGGACCCAUAGCCCUCAACGCAUCGGUGCUGUCCGCCAUGAUACUGGCAUCCAGGCUGCGGACGCCUCUUGAGGUCUUCGCUUUCAUGAGCUUCGCCAUGGAGGUCUUUGCAUUGCCGCAUUUUUGCAGUCGAUCGACGGCCUGUGUACUGCCGUUCUUGUUCGCGGUUGCCAUCGCACUGGAUUUCAAGUCGGGGGUUUCUCUGGUGCUGGCGGGGAUCCUCAUCGGAUUUGUGGGUCCUGUUCUAUUUCUGUCUGCGCAAAAUCUCAAGACGGAGAUUCAGGGCCCCUGGGACAUUGCCCACGUGGUGCCGGAGCCGCUCGAAGGAACGUUUGACGGCGACUUAGGAGGAGGACGCGAGAUUGCCAGGUUGAGAAGUUGCGAAGGAAACGCUGCUGGUUUUCAGGACGAGCGCAAGAACACCAAGGCUGUUUCGAAGCUUCUGGAUCCUGUAGAACAUCUGGAGCAAUGGAGAGUAAUCUGCAUCGACUUCCAUCGGUUCCGAGCCAAAUGUCCCGACAAAUGCAAGGAACUCAUCCGGCAAGGCAUUCCAGAGUUCCUCCGUGGUUCUGUGUGGCAGAAGCUGGCACUUUCACGCGAGCUGUUGCACAAGCACCCGAAGGACAUCUACGAACAGAUGAGACGGGCUGAAGCAGCACCAUGUGAGGGCGACAUCGUUCGGGACAUCAACCGAACUUUCCCAAAGCAUGUGCUGUAUCGCGAUAAGCAAGGUUUGGGUCAACAGCAGCUGCUGAACGUACUGCGAGCAUAUUCAGUGUUCAACGCUGAAGUUGGGUACUGCCGAGGUCAGGGAAUGGGCUUCAUCUGUGGGGUCUUGUUGAUGUACAUGGGUGAGGAUGAUGCGUUUCUCAUGCUGAUAUCGCUGCUUGAGAACUAUCGCAUGGCAGGCCUCUUCAUGCCUGGUGUCUCGAUUGAAUAUGCUGGUAAUCCCGAGCCGAAAACUGCAGCCGAGGUUUGCAUUUACAACUUUCCUUUCUCGACGGUUGUGCGUGUUUGGGACAUUUUCCUCGCAGUGAAGAUUAUUUUCCGCAUUGCAUUGGCGCUGCUGAAGCCCAGUCCUGAGGAUCUGCUGAUCAAGACCGCUCUCAACAUAAAGCUGAAGAACAAAACGUUGAAGGACAUCGAGUCAGAGUGGCUCUCUCAAAUGACUCCCGGCCUAUGA